AUGCAGCGCGCGCGUUGCGUCAUAGGAGAGGGCCGAUGAUGGCGGCGCUCGGUGCAUCUGAAGUGAUCACACAACUGGAAAGCGCUGCCAAAGUUUUAAUGGCACCGCCGUCCAUGGUCAGCACAGAACAGAGACAACACGCUGAACAUGUUUUCCUCUCAUUCAGAAAGUCCAAAUCCCCAUUUGCCAUCUGCAAGCACAUCCUGGAGACCAGUAAGGUGGACUAUGUGCUGUUCCAGGCAGCCACAGCCGUCAUGGAGGCUGUGGUUCGGGAAUGGAUCCUGCUGGAGAAAACCAGCAUUGAAUCUCUGCGGGCUUUUCUCCUCACCUAUGUCUUACAGAGACCUAACCUGCAGAAGUAUGUCAGAGAGCAGAUCCUGCUGGCCGUGGCUGUCAUUGUGAAGAGAGGCUCUCUGGACAAAAGCAUCAACUGUAAAAGCAUUUUUCAUGAAGUGGGACAGCUCAUCAGCAGCGGGAACCCUACAGUGCAAACACUGGCCUGCUCCAUCCUGACGGCUCUGCUCAGUGAGUUCUCCAGCUCCAGUAAGACCAGCAGCAUUGGCCUCAGUAUGGAGUUUCAUGGGAACUGCAAGCGUCUGUUUCAGGARGACGGCCUGCGUCAGAUCUUUCUGAUGACCAUGGAGGUGCUGCAGGAGUUCAGUCGACGGGAGAACCUCAACGCUCAAAUGUCCUGUGUCUUUCAGCGCUACCUGGCACUGGCCAACCAGGUCCUCAGCUGGAACUUCCUGCCUCCCAAUCUGGGGCGCCACUACAUUGCCAUGUUCGAGGCCACACAGAACGUCACGCUCAAGCCUACGGAGUCCUGGAGGGAAGCGCUGCUGGACACCCGCGUCAUGGACCUCUUUUUUUCUAUACACAGGAAGAUUCGGGAGGACUCGGACAUGGCCCAGGACUCUCUUCAGUGCCUGGCCCAGCUGGCCUCCAUGCAUGGGCCUGUCUUCCCAGAUGAAAGUGCCCAGAUCUCGUACCUUGCCCACAUGGUGGAGGGCCUGCUCAGCAUGAUUAACGGGAUUGAGAUUGAAGACUCUGAGGCUGUGGGCAUCUCCAACAUCAUCUCAAAUCUGAUCACCAUGUUUCCUCGGAGCAUUUUAACAGCUCUGCCCAGCGAGCUCUUUACCUCCUUCAUCAACUGCCUCACGCUGCUCACCUGCUCGUUUGGACGCAGCGCCGCCCUGGAGGAGGUGUUGGAUAAAGACGACAUGGUUUACAUGGAGGCCUACGACAAGCUGCUGGAGUCGUGGCUUACUCUCGUUCAAGACGAAGAACACUUUCCCCGCGGCUGCUUCAUUCAGCCAGCAAUUCAGGUCUUCAACUCGUACAUCCAGUGUCACCUGGCUGCUCCUGAUGGUACUAGGAAUCUGUCGGUAAACGGCAUUUCAUCUCAUGAGGAAGAGGAGAUCAAUGAGCUUCAGGAGGAUGACAGAGAACUGUUCUCAGACCAGCUGUCAAGUAUUGGCACGCUGGGACGUGUGGCUGCUGAUCACUGCAUCCCCCUGCUCACAAGCCUGCUGGAGGACCGGGUCAACAGACUGCACGGCCAGCUCCAGAGAACCCAGCAGCACCUUAUGGCCUCAUCAGACCUGGGAUCAGUGGACCGCAAAGUCCUCGAUGACCUGUAUGAAGACAUCCACUGGCUCAUACUAGUCUCAGGGUAUCUGCUGGCAGAUGAUCCUCAGGGUGAAACCCCUCUGAUCCCCACAGAGGUGAUGGAGUUCUCCAUCAAACACUCGACAGAAGUCGACAUCAACAUAACGCUACAGAUCCUCGGGUCGCCRGGGGAAAAGGCCUCGUCCAUUCCAGGCUGCAACCGCACCGACUCCGUCAUCAGGCUGCUGUCUGCUGUGUUGAGGACGUCAGAAGUGGAGUCCAGGGCAACCAGAGCGAGCCUGACGGAGCUCCUGAGCCCACAGAUGGGAAAGGACAUUGUGUGGUUCCUCAGACGAUGGGCCAAGACGUACCUGCUGGUCGAUGAGAAGCUCUAUGAGCAGAUCAGCAUCCCCCUCAGCACGGCGUUUGGUGCAGACACAGAGGGUGCCCAGUGGAUUGUGGGAUACCUGCUGGAGAAGGUGAUCAACAACCUGUCUGUGUGGAGCUCCGAGACAGAACUGGCUAACGACACCGUGGAGCUGCUGGUGACGCUGGUGGAGAAGCGGGAGCGGGCCAACAUCGUGGUGCAGUGUGAGGGCUGGUGGAACCUGGCCAAGCAGUUCGCCAGCCGCAGCCCGCCCCUCCACCUGCUGUCCAGCUCCGUGCAGAGGUCCCUGAUGAAAGCUCUGGUCCUGGGGGGCUUCGCCAACAUGGACUCUGACACCAAGCAGCAAUACUGGGCAGAGGUGCUUCAUCCUCUACAGCAGCGUUUUCUCAACCUCAUCAAUCAGGAGAAUUUCGCUCAGAUCAGCCAGGAAGAGGCUGUCAAACAGGAAAUUGUCGCCACGUUGGAGGCGCUGUGCGGCAUCGCCGAGGCCACACAGAUCGACAACGUGGCGUCGCUUUUCUCUUUCCUCAUGGACUUCCUGUCCAGCUGCAUCGGUCUCAUGGAGGUUUACAGCAACACACCAGAGACAAUCAACCUCAUCAUUGAGGUUUUUGUAGAAGUGGCUCACAAGCAGAUCUGUUACCUGGGGGAGAAUGAGCUCAGAAAUCAGUCAGCUAUGUUUAGAGGCUCUGUCUCCUCUGGCUGAACAGUGUGCCAAAAACCAGGAGAAAGAUUCCCCCCUCUUCAUCGCCACCCGCCACUUCCUGAAGCUGGUGUUUGACAUGCUGGUGCUUCAGAAACACAACACAGAGAUGACUGUAGCAGCAGGAGAAGCUCUUUAUACACUCGUGUGCCUGCAUCAGGCGGAGUACUCUGAGCUGGUGGAGACCCUGCUCUCCUCUCAGAGAGACGCCAUCAUCUACCAGCGGCUGGCCGACGCCUUCAACAAGCUGAUGGCCAGCAGCACGCCGCCCACCAUGGACCGCAAGCAGAAACUCGCCUUCCUCAAGAGCCUGGAGGAGUUCGUGGCCAACGUGGGCGGCCUCCUCUGCGUCAAGUAGCCGCUAGACACCGCCGCGGCCUGGAGUCGAGCGCCGUGUGGAAAAGCAGCCAAUGGAAGGCCCACUUCCUGCUUCACCUGUGCUGACUGGGCGCAGCAGAGACGCUCUGGAGGAGCUGAGAGCUUCUUCUCACCUGAAUGUUCCCCUGUUUUCACCUGGGGGGGGGGGUCGUCUGUUAGUUUCUGUUUUCAGCCCUUAUGUUUUACACCUGCCUGUCCCGCUGCACCUCCUGCAUGAUUGACAGAUCUCAUGAUGACGUGGCGCUUCCCGUGGAGACGGAACCGGACGGACUCAAAGGUUUCCUCUCUGUCGGGUUCAAGGAACUGAGCAAAAACCAUCAUGAGUGGCACAACAGCAGCUGGUGCUCCUCCUCCUCCUCCUCAGGAGUCUGAAGGCUUCUGGAAUGUACACACAAACACACACACACACACCACAGUCCUUCCCAGAGUGCCUUUGUGUAGUUGAUUGAUGUGUGUGUGUGUUUGUGUAUGAAUGAAUCAUGGGAAAAGAGACAAUAAAUGACCGUGCCUGCCAACAGUCCACAGACACACACCAAAACGCAUGCACAAAGAGUUGCCAUGUUGMCAGAUGUGUUGCCGGUCCUCGCAGCACAAGGUGGUGUCCGCUUGUUGGUGACAACACAAAACCAAAAUCAGAUUGUUUCACUAAAGCGUAUAUACACAUAUAUACAGUGUGUAAAUAAAUAAAUGUAUGAUGUUUGAGCUGAAGCCUUCAGAAAUGUACGUUUUGAAGAAUGAGGACGACUGAAAUGUUUUUUAUACGCCAGCUGACGGCGACUUGUUAGAGUUCAGCUAAAGUGGGAGCAACUUUCUCUGUGUUGAUCUUCAGUUAGAUUGGGUUUUGUUUUUGUUUUUGUUUGUAGUUUCUAAGGCCCACUGUCUGCACUCAAACGAAGGCCUGACACGAGUCAGGCUUGUGGGACGAGGCAGGUUAGUUCCAGUAGUUUUUAUUUUCUCUGCAGCAGCACAUCAACAGUUCGACUCUUCAACACACACUGGAUUAUAGCAGAGACUGAAGGACAACAGCAGCAAACCAAAUAAAGGAGCAGAGCCACUUGGAGUCAGAAUCCACCUCGUUCUGAGCACUAACCCACUUGUAGAUGGCUGUUUUUGUUAAUGAAGUGUAAAAGUGUACAUAAAGUUGUUGUAUAAAAGGUU
This is a messenger RNA of Austrofundulus limnaeus, 4235 nucleotides long. RefSeq names its product exportin 4 (gene xpo4). Gene Ontology annotation, molecular function: nuclear export signal receptor activity. NCBI's taxonomy places the organism in Eukaryota, Metazoa, Chordata, Actinopteri, Cyprinodontiformes, Rivulidae. Gene Ontology annotation, cellular component: nuclear pore; cytoplasm. Gene Ontology annotation, biological process: protein export from nucleus. The record is from RefSeq and is a predicted model, not a curated record.